This is a messenger RNA of Mercenaria mercenaria, 1739 nucleotides long. RefSeq lists its product as uncharacterized. The coding region runs from base 230 to 772 and encodes 180 amino acids. Lineage: Eukaryota; Metazoa; Mollusca; Bivalvia; Venerida; Veneridae. The transcript is spliced from 3 exons. The record is from RefSeq and is a predicted model, not a curated record.
CUGCGAUGUGUUCUAUUUAUCGACUGAUACGAGAGGGCGCUAUACCUUUGCAAUGAGCCGUAGUAACUAAGGUGACGGUGCCUUUCUACGAGUGUUGUGGUAUAAAAACAGACCAAGAGCGUCAUUCGAUUUAAAGCCAGUGACAGAGAGUAUAUUCCAAAACUCCAGCUUAGAAUCAUCUUAAAAUUAGUGGUUUAAAGAAUCGGUUUGCAAAGUUGAAAUACAAAAUAUGGUGAAUAUUCUUGGCCUUGUUGGUGUAGGAGUUUCUGGACUCGCUCUUCUUUUUGCUAUACUGGCUACGUCAUUGGCAUACUGGGAAACUGCAAAAUUUAAUACAGUGUCUGCAGACGGAGGAGUAAUUGAUGUUCACGUUGGAAUAUGGAAAUCUUGUGCUGAAACAGACGGCAACAAAGUAUGCUAUGAUAUUGACACGGACAGAGUUAUAAUUCACGCUGAAAGUCUACUGGGUUACAAUACAGUGCGCACGACAAUAAUUCUUGGAAUAAUAUUUACCGCAAGCGCAAUCGUACCAGCGAUCUUAGUGAUGUUUGUUCUGCAAACCAAGAAAGUUCUAUAUUCUGUAGCGGCUGGUCUCAAUGUAGCUGCAGGUCUUUUCUUGAUGACUGCGAUGGCCGUGUUUGCUGGCGGAGUGGCUCAUGAUGGAUACGACUUCAACCUUGGUGCAUGUUUUGCAUUGGAUAUCAUUGCCUGGCUAGCAGCAUGGGUUGGCGGAGGACUUUUUGUAGGAGCUAAACUUACUGAAAAACAAUAAUACAGUAAUUCAGACAAAAGUCUGAAAUAUCUUGCAAACACUUCAUGUCUUAAAUUAUUUUAUAUUGUAGAGUUGCUUAUUAACUUCGUACUUUACUAGCACCACUUUGAAAUGGCUUACACUUUUUAUUACUCGUACUAUGUUUUAGUACACGUAUGUGUAUGGUAAAAAUUGUGACAGAAAAUCGAGAUUUAGAAAAAGUCAUUAUCUUAAUCCGUUUGGAGCUGCUUGACCAGUUAUGUGUUGACGAUUUAUCUUUUAUCAUUUCCUCAAGUGAAGAUGAAAAAUACUCGAAGAAAAUAUUGAACUGUGGGAUAUUGUGAUCGUUUACAUUUGAUGUCAUUUUGCAUAGACUGAUUGAUGUAUAUCGUGUAAAAAAGUAAACUAGAAGAGAUGACGUGACGUCAUUUAUUUGGAAAACGUAGAAUAAAGCCAAAAUUCGGCCAACAUUAUAAAGCAUAUGUUUAUUAACGACUGUGAGAAGUUUCAUUAAAAUCUACAUUGUAGAAAAAUUUCUAUUCGGGAAAAUGUUAUGAAAGUUUUGGUUUUCCCACAGACUCCCAUUAUGAAAGUCUGGAUGAGUUCCAAUUUUUUCAAAUCAGUCUAGCAAAAAAGCAAGUACGCGACCCUAUUCUUUUUAUAUGCCGAAUUUUCUAAGUAUAUUCUGAAGUUUAAGUCACUGGACAGCUCCUGUAUUUCAAUAUCUGUCAGUCAAUUUGGGUUUAAACGAAAACAUAAAGUUUUGUUAUGAAUAUGGUAUCUUCUUUGAAAUGAGGACGAAAGAUACGAAAUGCAUUUCAAUGCUGGGUUUUUCAUUUUCCUUUUUCAAAUUUCUUAUGUGUACCCUGAAUGUAAAACUCAAUUCUUCGUGUGUUUUUUUGCUUGAUGAUCUAUUUCUUUGUAUUUAAUCAUGUCUUUAAUAUUUAUUUGUGUACUUUGAUGAGACUUUAAUAAACCAUAAAACCUA